AUGGGACUGGUGAGCCAGGAGCCUGUAUUGUUUAAUGACACUAUCAGAGCCAACAUUGCAUAUGGAAAGGAAGGGAAUGCAACAGAGGCUGAAAUUAUAGCUGCUGCAGAAUUGGCAAAUGCUCACAAGUUCAUCAGUAGUUUACAACAGGGUUAUGAUACAAUAGUAGGAGAGCGGGGGAUCCAAUUGUCUGGUGGACAGAAGCAAAGGGGGGCAAUUGCACGAGCUAUAAUGAAGGCACCAAAGAUACUACUACUAGAUGAAGCCACAAGUGCUCUUGAUGCUGAAUCUGAACGAGUGGUUCAAGAUGCAUUGGACCGAAUCAUGGUGGAUCGAACCACAGUCGUGGUUGCCCAUCGGUUAUCCACAAUAAAGGGUGCAGAUGAAAUCGCAGUGGUGAAAAAUGGAGUCAUUGCAGAGAAAGGAAAGCAUGAAACUCUGAUCAGCAUCGAAGAUGGCAUUUAUGCUUCUUUGGUAGCAUUGCAUGAUUUCUUGAAAGUUUCACUUGGAGCAACGGAACACUUGUGA
This is a messenger RNA of Prunus dulcis (almond), 528 nucleotides long. RefSeq names its product ABC transporter B family member 5-like. Gene Ontology annotation, molecular function: ABC-type oligopeptide transporter activity; ATP hydrolysis activity; ATP binding. The coding region runs from base 1 to 528 and encodes 175 amino acids. The transcript is spliced from 2 exons. The record is from RefSeq and is a predicted model, not a curated record. Lineage: Eukaryota; Viridiplantae; Streptophyta; Magnoliopsida; Rosales; Rosaceae.